UUCAUCGAUUCAACUCUCAAAAUGACUGUAUAUUUAUGCACACGUGAUUGUUAUGGAUGAAAUUGAGACGAGUUUGUUGAAGGACAGAUUGAUAGGUUUCAGAUCUUGAAAUGCUGGUUAACUUUAGUGUUUGUUUGGCGUCCAAGCGGUUCUGCUAAACUCGCCGUUGAAUUUAGGGUUUUUUUUUGGGGAGCACCGAGAGUCGGUGUAGAUCGGGGGAGGACAUUGGUUUUGACUGGAAUUGCUAGGUAAUUGACUUGAUGGGAGGCAGAAGUUCAAGGGAGGAUAGUAGUUUGAGGCGGCAAUCUUCUUCUCUUCGGUCUACAACUUCGUCUUCGUGGAAUCAAUACGAGUAUCCUCCAUCAUCAUAUCCUCAGCCAGCCUAUCCUCAAGACAAUCAGAACUACGCUCCUCAGUACGCCUAUCCGGCUUAUCCACCGCAGCAGCAGUACAACCCCCCACCUCAAAAUUAUGGGGGUCGAUCACAGGACGUGCAGAGGAAUCAUUUUCCUGAUCCGCAGAGGAAGCUUGACAGGAGGUAUUCGAGGAUUGCCGAUAAUUACAGUUCCUUGGUGGAGGUGACUGAGGCUCUUGCACGUGCUGGCCUUGAGUCGUCCAAUCUCAUUGUUGGUAUUGAUUUCACUAAGAGCAAUGAAUGGACAGGUGCAAAGUCAUUUAAUAGGCGAAGCUUGCAUCACAUUGGAGAUUCUUUAAAUCCCUAUGAACAAGCUAUAUCUAUUAUUGGGAAAACCUUAGCUGCUUUUGAUGAGGACAACUUGAUACCUUGUUAUGGUUUUGGAGAUGCAUCGACACAUGAUCAAGAUGUCUUCAGUUUCUAUCCUGAUGACAGGUUUUGUAAUGGGUUUGAGGAAGUAUUGAGUCGGUACAGGGAAAUAGUCCCUCAUCUAAGACUUGCAGGACCGACAUCAUUUUCACCGAUCAUUGAAAUGGCCAUGACCAUCGUUGAGCAGAGUGGUGGCCAGUAUCAUGUUUUAGUAAUAAUUGCAGAUGGGCAGGUAACUAGAAGUGUUGAUACUGAGCGUGGUCAGUUGAGCCCACAGGAGCAGAAAACUGUUGAAGCGAUUGUAGAAGCAAGCAAGUUUCCUCUAUCCAUUAUUUUGGUUGGGGUUGGAGAUGGGCCCUGGGAUAUGAUGAGGGAGUUUGAUGAUAACAUCCCUGCUCGGGCCUUUGAUAAUUUCCAGUUUGUCAAUUUUACUGAAAUCAUGGCAAAGAAUCUGGCCCAAUCCCGAAAAGAGACAGAAUUUGCUCUUUCAGCAUUGAUGGAAAUACCUUCUCAAUAUAAAGCAACGAUAGAGUUAAACGUAUUGGGAUCAAGAAAAGGAAAUGCUCCAGAGAGGUUUCCUCUUCCCCCUCCUGCAUAUGUUGCAGCUUCUUUUAGUAGUGCAAAGCCUUCACUUUCUACUAAGAAGCCAAGCUCACCUCCUUAUUAUGGCCAAAGCAUUGAUACAGCUCGAAGUUCAUCUCAUUAUUAUGGCCAAAGCGUUGACACAGCUCCAAGUUCGUCUCAUUAUUAUGGUCAAAACACUCCUGUUGGCACAGCUCCACCAGCUCCAAGUUCGUCUCCUUAUUAUGGUGAAAGCACUCCUGUUGCUCCAAGUUCUACAUAUGACAAUCAGCUUUGCCCCAUUUGCCUUAGUAACUCGAAGGACAUGGCCUUUGGUUGUGGUCAUCAGACAUGUUACGACUGCGGCCAAGACCUUCAAUUGUGCCCCAUCUGUCGUAGUCCAAUUCAGACCAGAAUAAAGCUCUACUAACUAAUUUCUUUGAUACACGUGUAUUUCUCUUGACGAGUGCAAAUUAUCUAUAAUUCGUUACUUGGUGGAAAUGGGUUAGGUUUGUGAAUUGGGAUAGAUUUUCUUAGAUCUGAGAGUGUGAAAAGGGAAGUCAUCAUCCUCUGUACAUUUUUCCAGAUUAUUCUUUAUCUUUUUAUGCUGUUAGCUUCAUAGUUCUCACACAAAGAAGCUUAACAAGAUGCAGAUGGAAAUUGCUGGUAGUGAAUUUUUUGUGUAAUACGCAGAUAGAGAUGGAGAUACAGGUGCGUGAAUGUGACCGAACGUUUGGUGCGGGCAAUCGUUACUUUGUAAAGGUUUGUUAGGAUUAAAUGAAAGUCUAGCUGGUGAGAUUUGUUGGUUUGUGUAUUCAAUCAUUGCCGACUGUGGCUGAAAUGAAUCAUGGGUUGGAAAAUGUUGAACUAUUGAUAUUUUCUUUUUGUAUGUUAAAAACAUACACCAAUAAAUUACAACCGGGAUUAAC
Ilex paraguariensis (yerba mate) is the source of this 2274-nucleotide messenger RNA. NCBI's taxonomy places the organism in Eukaryota, Viridiplantae, Streptophyta, Magnoliopsida, Aquifoliales, Aquifoliaceae. The record is from the annotation of a GenBank genome assembly.